UUCAAACUCUGUGUUUGAAGUUUGAACUUCAAAUUUCAAAACGUUAUAACAUAGAGGAAUAAAAUAUACUACGAGUACGAUAUAAUUAACUUCUACUUGAUACUUUUUUUUAAUUAAACCUUUUUAAUACAAUUUAACAAUGGUUAGAUUUAAGAAUAGAUAUAUUACUAUUGAAAUAGCAUCACCUGAAGUACCUGAAAGACAACCCCUAUAUUUGAAGCCAACGGCUGUUUACGAAGCUAUUUUAGCGAAAAUACAACAACUCCAUGGAGAUUUUGGUGUAGCUGCAGUACGGACCGGAUUUCUUACGAAAUACUGUAAUGAGAAUACAAGAAUAGCAAUAAUUAGGUGUAGACAUGGUCCACACCAAUUUGUUACAAGUAGCCUUCCAUUUAUUACUAAACUAGGACAGUACGAAGUGACUUUACAAACUCACCAUGUAGGAGCAACUCUUAAACAUAGUUUUAUAUUUAUUCAGAGAUAUCAUAGAAAAUUUUUAGAUUCAAUGUGGUCAAAUCUGCAUAGUGAUGAAGAUAAAAAAGCCCUUGAAAUUGCUGUAACUGAGUUUACAAGAGCUGAUGUAUCUAUGAUUAAAGACAAUCUAAUGUAAAAUCUUUUAUUAAAAAAAUUUUUGUUAGUUAUAAUAUAAUGUUGGUUAUGUAAAUAUAUUUAAAUGUUUCAUCA
Molecule: messenger RNA, 684 nt
Organism: Pieris rapae (cabbage white)
Lineage: Eukaryota; Metazoa; Arthropoda; Insecta; Lepidoptera; Pieridae
Gene: Pop5
Product: ribonuclease P/MRP protein subunit POP5
Exons: 2
Coding region: 140-610 (156 amino acids)
Biological process (GO): tRNA 5'-leader removal
Cellular component (GO): ribonuclease P complex
Molecular function (GO): ribonuclease P RNA binding
Source: RefSeq, a predicted model, not a curated record